Molecule: messenger RNA, 3946 nt
Organism: Pleuronectes platessa (European plaice)
Lineage: Eukaryota; Metazoa; Chordata; Actinopteri; Pleuronectiformes; Pleuronectidae
Exons: 3
Coding region: 687-2096 (469 amino acids)
Biological process (GO): positive regulation of peptidyl-serine phosphorylation; regulation of neuron differentiation; negative regulation of neuron apoptotic process
Molecular function (GO): nerve growth factor receptor binding; growth factor activity
Source: RefSeq, a predicted model, not a curated record
CAUGUCAGGGGGACUUUACGCGUUUCAGGCGGAGUUGAGAUCUUAAAACAUUUGUCCAAACUUCUUCCUCCACAUAUUUGAGCCCGGACACCCUCCUGCCCCCACCGGACUAACAGCUCACGGGAUAUUUACAAUUGAACACAUUGUUUUGUACCUGAAAAGUACAGGUUUUUUUAAACCACUCUCCGCUGUGAAGCGCUCCCAGGACUGGACUGACUUUUCUGCUCUUUAUUUUACUUUUUUCUUUUUCCCUCUCAGGACUUUUAUAAAGCCCACAUGCGAUGAGAAGAAUUAAAUGAAAAAGUGAGCGUAGUUUUGCGGUGACGGCGACACAGGCUCAUUUGACAAUAUUUUUCAUUUUCUAAACCAGUUGAGCAACUGGCGACAGGACCGUAUAAUCAAUGUGGUGUCAGCUGGAAGGACGCGGGGUCCGGAUCUCACCUAAACGGUUGUCAGUGUAUCCGUUCGAAGGUCAGCCGUUCACAAUCCACAGCGCUCACAGCUGAACUCUUCCCACAUGAAGAAGCAGGGGGCAACCUCACUGUACUCGGUCCUGAUUUUCCACGGGGUCUGCCAAGAUUUGAGAGCCAUGCCCCAGCAGUUAAAGCAGCGGAGUCAUAAACUUACGGGCCACUUGUAAAACCUCUUCUUUAACGUUUUAAUGGAGCUGAUACGUCUUGGGAGUGAUGCACUGGCUUCCCCUGGUUGCCAUGGUGAUUGCCUCGGCCCUGCCCUUCCCUCACAGCCCCUUGUCCAGGAUUACUGCCGCGACGACAGAGCCUGGCUCCGACAACCGCAGAGAGCAUCGUCAUGACCCGGCAGCUCGCCUCGCAGCUCCCACCAGCAACUACAACUUUCACGGAAACGCCUCACAGACGAACUUCGACAUGGCUGCGGCUCUUGGCCAACACCCCAACGGACAAAACCUCCAGAGCCACAAGGAUUAUGUGAAAUCCUCCGCACAAGAAGAGACCUCCAUGUUCAAGGUGGACAAUCAAGGAACCUACCAAUCGAAUAGCAACUCAGGCAGCGAUGGCAAAAGCAGCGUCAGUUUGGAUGUUCCCACUGAAGGAAGAACACUCAGGGCCGAGGUUAUUUCCGAGGAUAAUUCUCGACCAAAGGACUACAAGGCUGACAGCAGCAGCAGCAGCAGGCGAGAAUACUCCGGUUCCAUGGACUCUUACAAGAGGGACACUGUUCAGGACUCAACAGAUCGACCGUUGCAGGUUUCUGCAGAGGAAAACCAUAAUACUUUUAGCCCUGCAUUAUCUCUAAAGGGUCCAACAGGACCAGAACCGACUGUUCCUUCAGAGCAGGGGUCUAGAAGAGGUCAGGCUGAGCAAAGCUUGAACGUGGAGGCAGGGCUGGGCCUUGGGAUCGGGCUGGACAACAUCCUUGAAGGAGACGAGAUGUUUUUGGACGCCCAUCCACGAGUCCUGUUCUCACCCUCCCUGUCUCCUCCAGAACACCCCCCUCUUCUUCUAAUGUUGGAGAGCGGCCCGCUGGAGGAGGUUGGGGGUGUGGAGGAGCAGGAGGACAUGGAUGGGCACAUCGAGGGUCACGGGGAUCAGGCAAUCGACAGGAGCACGACUCCGAGUUGGGCCGAUUCUUCCAGAGGAAACAGUGCGGUUGCCCAUCCUGUUAAACGGGACAAACGCUCGCACCCGAUUGACAGACGGAGAGGGGAAAAGUCAGUAUGCGAGGCGGAAAGCGUUUGGGUCACCGACAAGAAGACGGCCACCGACUCCCACGGUCAGAAGGUCACCAUCUUGCAGGAAAUCCAAACCCAAACAGGACCGCUCAAACAGUUCUUUUAUGAGACUCGCUGUCGCCAGCCCGAGCCGCAGAGCAAAACGGGCAAACCCAGAUCCCUACCGAUGGGCGUAGCGGGGUCGGGUUGCUUGGGCGUGGACAAAAGGCAGUGGUUGAGUGAGUGUAAACCCAAGCAGUCGUUUGUACGAGCGCUCACCAAAGACGCAAACAACAGAACCGGAUGGAGGUGGAUCCGCAUCGACUCGUCCUGCGUCUGUGUGCUGCUGUCCAGAACCAAUCAGGCACCAGGGAGGGAUGUCUUGAUGAGACAGGGGAGAGGAUGAGAGAGAGAGAAGUAGAGAGAGAGAGAGAGAGAGGAAGGAAGAGAGGAAGGCAAGACAUAGAAAGUGACACACAGUAGAGCAGCAGUGACGUCCCUCUGUGUGCGCUCUCACUUGCUGGUUUCCUGAAAACGAUGGAAGUGGUUCCAGCCUUAACUCACAUCUUUUCUCUCUUUUUUCCGCUCCCUGCAUCCGACACAGCGUCAAAUGACUUAAAAAAAAAAAACGAGAAGACCUCAACACUAGAUCUUAGGGAAAACUGUCAUUUAUAGAGAUUUGACUUUAAAAAGUACUGUUUUUGUAUGAUUUAUCUUUCAUAAUCUAAGUUAUUUUUUGAUUAGUAUGUAAGCAUGUGUAUGUCUCUGAUAUUAAUAUAUUCCUUUAUAUAUAUAUAUAUAUAUAUAUAUAUGUAAAAUAUGACACCACUAUACCUUUAUGUAUGAAGCUAUGUAUAUCUGUGUGUAUUUAUAGAAGAAGUGUCUGAUGAUAAUUCCAGCCUCUGGUCCACUCGGAUUGUGAGAGGAAGGAGCGCCACCUACUGAGGCUCCGUUUUACUGCUCCACACUGGUUCCAUUCUGGAUUAGCAUGAAUGUAGUAAUCAGUGCUUUUUACAGUCAACAUGUAUUCGACAUGCAAAUUACAGCAUGGGCACAUUUUUUUUUAGCAUGAUCUCACUCAGGAUGCUGAUGUGACAUUUUUUGUGGCAGGAUCCAUCUGUGUUGGGAGCUGGUUAAAUGUGGUUUGUCAAUGACAUUACACAUAAAGAGGCUAAUUUAACCAUCUGCUGGUUUGCUCAGUUUGCCUGCCAAACAUGGUAUCAGGUUAUCUGACAUUUUUAAGAACAAAUGCUGAAUUUAUCUGCUGAUGAAAGUGAGUAAAUAUCAUUUUUUCCCCUUCUUUAAUCGGUCUCCUAUUAUAGGACACGGAAAAAUUACAAACUACAGCUACAUGAAAUGCACAUUCAGACCUGUUAUGUAAAUAGAAUUGAAUACAAAAAUUCAAAUAUUCAAAUGCAAGUUAAAGUCCUGUUUCUUUUUUUUGUGUGUGAAAUCUGAACCUGCAAAGUAGCUAGUAGCUGGCAAAUAACUACUGGAAGGAACAUUGUGGUUGUGUAAAAUCAGAAAAUAGCAUUAAAUAAAAGAAAUUAUAAAUUGUAAUUAAGGAUAAUGUUAUAAUUAGUUUUGACGAGUUGUAAGAAAAACAUGGUGAAAGUUUGUUAUGAUAAGCAGAUCCACCUGGACCACUUUAUUUUUUUAUUGUUUUACAUCACCAUUUUCAUAAUCAUCUUCAUUGUUUAUUUUCCAGAUGAUAUUUUCAAUUUGUAUUACUAUCACUUUAAUCAUGGAAAUCUGUUAAAUCAUUGCACAAUUGGUUCUCAAAAUGUACACAUACAGUAGCAUAUUUGAAUGACCAUUUUCAAUGUUUUCAUAUUGACUUUUAAAACUAGUUCAGAUGAAGUCGAGAGGGGAACAGAACGUGUACAUACAUUUAUCCAAUACAUACAUACCUAAAGAAAAUAAAUAGUUAUCGUAAAAAAUAAAAAAUACAACUGAAAAAAAUACACACAUUUUACAAAUUGAUCCCCAGGCUCCCUCCCCUGUAGGUUUAUCAUACAGAUAUAUAUAUUUUUUUAUUUAACGACACCUCAUAAUCAACUUCACCACCAAAAACAAUGUUUUUAGGUCAUUGUCGUUUGUUUGACAUGCAUCGUAAACACAGAGGCUAAAGGUUUUGUUUCCUGGGCUUCCUCUGGCUCGCCCCUCUCUUCCUGACUCCCUCUGAUCUCCAAAGCCCUGGCGGGCUCUUGGUUUCUGUUAUGGCUUGUGUGUGCAGUAAAAUGACCAACUUCUGUC